ACCCCCGCCCCCUGCCCCUCGUACAUAAAUAUAUGUCAAAGAAUUUCUUAUGAACCCAGAAUUUUAAAAUCCUCCCCAUUUCUCCUCCACUUUAUCAACUUGACUUUGAUCAUCACAUCAAUUUUUUUGUGACAGGCUUGUAGAUCAACACUUCAAGAGUCGAAUCUGAGCUGGGAAAAAGGAAGAUCUAGAGUUUUAUUUGUCAUUAGAAGAAGUAUGUCUUUUAUUGGGACACAACAGAAAUGCAAGGCCUGUGAAAAGACAGUUUACCCGGUGGAGCUGUUGUCAGCUGAUGGGGUUAAUUAUCACAAGUCUUGCUUCAAAUGCAGCCAUUGCAAAGGAACACUUAAGCUGAGCAAUUUCUCCUCAAUGGAAGGUGUUCUGUAUUGCAAGCCCCAUUUUGAGCAGCUUUUCAAGGAGUCUGGCAACUUCAAUAAGAACUUUCAGUCACCUGCGAAGUCAGCUGAGAAGUUAACUCCUGAGCUGACAAGGUCGCCUAGUAAAGCUGCUGGCAUGUUUUCUGGCACGCAGGAAAAAUGUGCAACUUGUGGUAAAACAGCUUACCCACUCGAGAAGGUGACAGUGGAGAACCAAAGUUAUCAUAAGACAUGUUUCAAGUGUUCUCAUGGUGGAUGCUCUUUAUCUCCUUCGAAUUAUGCCGCCCUAAAUGGGAUUUUAUACUGCAAACCUCAUUUUUCACAGCUUUUCAAGGAGAAAGGCAGCUACAAUCAUUUGAUCAAGUCUGCCUCGAUGAAACGUCCAGCUGCAACCGUUCCAGAUUCUUAAACUCCAUGUUUCAGUCACAACUACUUUAUCCAUCCACAUGGACUUGAUAUUUCUUGAGUGUGUUUCUUGCGCUUUCUUUGUUCAUUAGCUGGUAACCUCGUCAUUUUGGGUUACUGGUUUGACCAUCGUGAAGGCUAUUGUCCUGAUUUAUUGUAUCAUUUAACUUUUGGAUGUUGAAAUUCCUGCCCCUAUCAAAUGAUCUUUGGCAGGAGCUAAUUGUGUGAUACAUAACAGUGUUGUUACUUAGUAUUCUUCUGUUGCUCUCCUUA
This is a messenger RNA of Nicotiana tabacum (common tobacco), 1055 nucleotides long. Its product is annotated as LIM domain-containing protein WLIM2b. The record is from RefSeq and is a predicted model, not a curated record. Lineage: Eukaryota; Viridiplantae; Streptophyta; Magnoliopsida; Solanales; Solanaceae.